AGGAUACAUGAAAAACUUAUGGUGAAAAAAUUAUCAUUUGACGCUUUGUUCGCUGUUAAGGUAACUUUCAUGAAUCUGCCACUGACAGACGCCUCGUUUUCAUAUGUGCUUCAAUAUGUAACUAAAACUUGUUGAGUGAAUCAGUGGAGCAUUUUGGAAUAUCAUCCUGAUCGUCAUAGAUUUCUACGGAUUUUGUUGUUCACCAUGCCUGGGGAAGGAAUUGACGUUCUAGACAAUCUAGAACGGGAAUUCAAGGAAAUCGAUUCACAACGAACAGGAUGGCACGCGCUUUUCAACAGCAUCGGAAUGGACUCGAGAAACCCCGAAUUGACUAGCAAGGAAUCUGUGAAGCCCUGCAAUCGACCGUUAAACCGUUAUCGUAAUGUCAGUCCUUACGAUCACAGUCGAAUCGUUCUUCUGAACUCUGAUGUGGACUAUAUCAACGCAAAUCUUGUGGAAGUCCCGCUUGCGGAUCGCCGGUAUAUUUUGAGUCAGGGCCCUCUGGAGAAUACUUGUGGACACUUUUGGCUCAUGAUUUGGCAGCAAGGAACACGCGCAGUUGUGAUGCUAAAUCGAAUUGUUGAGAACAACGUUCCGAAGUGCCACCAGUACUGGCCUGAGGAAAAAGGGAAAAUUAAAAUAUUUGAUGACGUUGGCCUUCAAAUAACGCUACUUCAAGAGCGAGGAGAGGGUUUCUAUAUUGUUCGUACGCUUCUCGUUACGGAAACUUCAAGUGGAGACUGCCGUGAAGUUCUUCAGUUCCACUAUACUACUUGGCCUGAUUUUCAAGUUCCUUCGUCGCCUGCUGCUUUUCUAAGCUUCUUGGCUGCCGUCAGACGAAGUGGAACGUUGGAAAAUGAAGUUGGUCCUGCAGUCAUUCACUGUAGCGCUGGGAUCGGACGAUCAGGAACCUUCUGCCUGAUCGAUAGCUGCUUGCUACUUUUGGAAAAGCGCAUUUUCUCUGAGUUGGAUGUCCGUAGCAUACUUUUGGAGCUAAGAACAUAUCGCAUGGGGCUCAUCCAGACCGCUGAUCAGUUGCGAUUCAGCUUUUUGGGGAUAAUUCGCGGUGCCCGGAAAAUCUUGUGCGAAGACGGAUCUUUCGAUGGGAACUUUGACCUGGAUGAUGAUACAGACAGUCAAAUGCAAACGUCGCAUCGUCUGGAUUCUUCCUCGUCUGAGGAUGAAGGAAAGCCGCCAACGCCGCCUCUUCGCAGUGAUUCGCUGUCCCGCUCUUUUGACAACAGCAGUUCUUCGCCUGCGACUGCAGAAGACCUUUCCGACGGAUCUGGCGACGAAUUGCCGCCGGCAAUGCCGGUCAAGAAUUCAUUGUUUAAGACUCAGGGAUACACGAUGCCCGUGGCGGAGGAACUGAUAAAUUUGACGAAUGGAAAGCACGUUCUUGGUGAAGAUGCGAGGAAAUCGCAAGACUCGGAAAAGACUCUGGGAAAUCAGCCGCUCUCGAAAUUCUUAGUCGGUGCCGCAGUUGUGGCGAUCAUUUCGAUAUUUUCCUACGUCUACUGGAUGUAAAACGGUUUUUGUCUCGUUUCCUAUUCGGAAUUUCUGGAAGAGAUGACAGGAUGCCAUUCAAAAGUUGUUCGAGGGUUAUACGAACAUUUUUGAUUUGUUCACAUUUUCAACGCUUUUGCGGAUUUGUUGAUUCUCUCAUUUUUCAUUGUGUUGUUUUCAAAAACUGAGACAAUUUUUAAGUUGCCCGCGAUCGCGGAAGCUUGGAACGAGUAGCGUUCAAAAGUGUAUCGUAGCAAGUGAAACGAGCAAGUGCAAAUGUGCAUAAACGAACAAGGUAAUUUCCGAGCACAAGCUGAGGAAAAAUCAUUCUGGCCCCCAUUGGAGCUUGCAUUUUUUUUUUUUUAGAAGUAACGUCGCAGUGACAAAAUUGCGUGGAAGUCUCGUAUCAGUGGCCAUAAUUUAAAAGCAUGUACAGGUUUUUCCUUUUUUUGUGCUUCUUGCAUCAACUCCGAAGAGAAAAGCGAACUUCUGGAGGAAUUGAAUUGUGAUGUUUUUACUCGGUCAAUUGUGUUUCGUGUAAAGCAAAAGGCAUGAGUGCAUUGGUAAUCGAGGUUCAAUUUGAACAGAGAAGCUGUUCCUUUGAUGGCGAAUUUUUGUUAUUAAUGUCUUGUGGAGCAUUAUUUUCACGCGACGUGGUUAUUGUGAAGUGACGCAUCAGGUUUUUAUCAUUGCCCUUUUCUGAAACAUGAUGUGAUAAUCAAUGCAAGUUUGUCAUUCAUUCCCUUUCUAAAUUUGAGAAUGUGUUUGAAGCAUGCGUUGUAUUGUUACAGUCAAAUCCCAUUCACCUUUGUCAACCCCCGAUUGAUCUUGAAAUUCAAAUCCACCCUGAUGAUGAAUGCAUUGGAAACCCUUCUGAAAA
Messenger RNA from Notodromas monacha, 2386 nucleotides. The record is from the annotation of a GenBank genome assembly. NCBI's taxonomy places the organism in Eukaryota, Metazoa, Arthropoda, Ostracoda, Podocopida, Cyprididae.